Molecule: messenger RNA, 4100 nt
Organism: Xiphophorus hellerii (green swordtail)
Lineage: Eukaryota; Metazoa; Chordata; Actinopteri; Cyprinodontiformes; Poeciliidae
Gene: bhlha15
Product: basic helix-loop-helix family, member a15
Exons: 6
Coding region: 2240-2887 (215 amino acids)
Biological process (GO): sensory organ development; axon development; positive regulation of transcription by RNA polymerase II
Cellular component (GO): nucleus
Molecular function (GO): E-box binding; protein dimerization activity; DNA-binding transcription factor activity, RNA polymerase II-specific
Source: RefSeq, a predicted model, not a curated record
GCUGCUACCCCUGCCACCCAACCCCGGAUAAGAGGAAGAAGAUGGAUGGAUGAAUGGAUGGAUGGAUAUAUAUACGGAUAUAUACUGUAUAUAGCGAUGGUGAAAUUAGUCUCUGAUUUACAGCUUAUUUUUGUAUUAUUAAAACAUGUGGACGUCUUUUGGCCACAUGGAAUUCAAAAGGUUCACUUUUUUAAAUUGGUUUGAGUUUUAGGAAAUAUGUAAAUAUAAAAUGAAUGGAGGUAACUACAGAACUAGCCAGAGUUAUAAUAAAAUGCUUUAAAUCAACACGUACACAUCUAUUAGAAUCUAUUAAACAAUUGGAUUUAAGUCUAGGCUUAAAUCCAAUUGUAUGUUUGUAGUAAGUCUUGAAAAAUUAUUUUCAUAGGUGAUCUCCAACCAGUCUGUCUGUUGUUGAGCGGGAAGAUGGGGCAAAGUGAAAUGUUACCUGGUGAAGAAAGCUAAACCCACCAUCCCACAGUGGAACAUGGUGGUGGCAGCAUUAUGCUGAGAGGAUGCUCUCCUUCUGCAGGGGUGGAGUUGAUGAGAAGCUGCAGUCCUGUCAUAAAAGCUGUUUGAGUCAGCAAACCAUGUGAGAGUGUGGCAGAAGUUCACCUUCUGUUUUGGUUUAUCACAUAAACUUUAUUGAACUUUCAGUGAAAAAGAAAUUUAAUAAAAUGUGUAAAAUUUCAAUGGGUAUCAAUACUUUCACACAAAACUGUGACACCUACACUGUUGGUCUUUAUAACUGGACUCUGUGUUACAUUAGCGCUGAGGUUAUUGAUUGCAUCCGGCGCUCUGCUGCAGAAAGGCCAGGAACCUGCUGGCGGAGAGACGGAUAUGUAAGCUCUUUGUCCUUUCUUUGUCCUCACACCGUUUUCAUCCCUUCUAUACAUUCGCUCUUCUUCGCCCUCCUCCCUUCCAUUUUCAGAGCGUCUCCUCUGUCUCCUCUGUCCGCUCUACCUCGUCUCUUGCAGGAAACUCGACAGGGUGCGCCACGGCAUGGUAAAAGCAGGACGAUGACUGAGCUUUGAAGGAUGCAAGGUAGGGCGUGUUUGUGAAAAAGCUGCUGCUUUAUCUUGUUUGUGGCUGCAGAGAUACUUUGCUGCAGCAUGUUGUGCAAACUCAUGAAGCUGCAGAUUUGAACACGUUCUGCGUUUUCAGAGUUGAACUACAGCAGGGGUGGAGCUGCCCUGGUGAUUUCAGUGGACAAGUUGUUUUCAAACAGAAAAUGCAGCCUGGACGAAAUUAAAAGAAGACGGAAGACUGCCGAUAUUUAUUCAGGCCUGGGACUGAGAGACCCAAUAAUGGACCCGAAUGAAGAGGAGUGUGAGGACCAUGAAGUGGGUUCCUGCAUCUGUGUCCUUGAUUGGACGGAGUGUUCAGCCCCUAACUCACAGAGAAACACUACGCACACAUCAGAUUGGCUAGCUUCAUCACGAUUUUGUUUCCCACAACUCUUCUGGCCCCCAUCGGAGCUCAGUGGACAGCUGAGGUUUUUAGAUCCCGUCAUCAAAGGUUUACCAAGCCAGGCCAACCAGGAAGGUACCACUUUCCAUAUGGUGGACAUUUUUUAUUGGAUUAAAAACUUUUUGAAUGAAGCAACCCAGCAGCAUGCCAUCGUCAUGGAUUCCUUCAACAGGCUCAUCAUUCUUUCUGAUAAUUAUAUAACUACAAAUAAAUUAUGCCACGUUUACGCCUCUCGGAAUUUGAGGACAUUUAUUAGACAUAGAGGAAGUUCUGGAAGAAAUAGCAAGAUGUCUGCUGUAAAACACGACAACGCCCAAAGAUCUUUUUGUCUCAAGACGAGCGGCGAGGACGAAGACAGGGACAGCUUAAGGACGUGGAACCCUGAGAUUCGUCAGAAAACCCGUCAAAACGACAAUCAUUCACAAAGACCAUGGAGGAGGAGUAAAAGUGAGAAAAUGAAAAUAAAGAAAAGUGUUUCUUUUGAAGAGGACGUCAUCGUCUACCUGUUUGAUCAGGAAACACCCACUCUCAAGCUGCCUUCAGAACCCUCCACAUCUCCGCCAUUCCAUUUUCCCAGCAUCCAGUCUGAUGUUAUGUCAGAGGACAAUGGGUUGCAGUGGGAAGAUGACUUCUCAGCUUUGGAGUGUGCUCAACCCUCUGGCAUCGUGUCCCUGCCGACCAAGAGUUGGACUUCUCAGGCCAGGCCAGAGCUUUGCUCUCUGGCCCAAACUUGCCUGUUCCUCACCUAUGUCACCGAGUCAGACCUUGAACUAUGACACAAAGUGACUUUUAUAAGUUGGGAGACUUGGUUGGAGACUGUGAGGUGAGAGGAAGCAGCACAAUGAAGUCCAAAGAAAAGGCAGUGAGACCCUCCAGGAGGCCCUGGUCCGACCCAGAGCCGGAGAACGAACCGGACACAGAGCCGGGCUCCAGCGAGCAGGAGGGCUCGGAGGCCUCGGUCCGGAUCGGCGGCUCCUGGAGGGGCUCCCUGAGGAGCCGGGACGGCAGGCGCCGACAGGGAGGAGGAGGAGCAGGUGGGGGAGGCGGGCGGCGGCGCAGGAUGUACGGGUCCAGCACCAAGGAGCGCAGCAUCCGGAGGCUGGAGAGCAACGAGCGAGAACGCCAGCGCAUGCACAAACUCAACAACGCCUUCCAGGCGCUGCGCGAAGCCAUCCCACACGUGAAGAUGGACAAGAAGCUGUCCAAGAUCGAGACUCUGACUCUGGCCAAGAACUACAUCAAAGCCUUGACCACCAUCAUCGUGGACCUGUCGGGGGCCUGCCUGCCCGCUGAGGCAGGGCCCCCAGGGGCCAGGGCUGCCAGGCUGCUGCAGUGCUACCAGCAGCACCUGGAGGAGGAGGGGGAGGACGGCCUCACCCAGUACCUCACCCACAUGCAGAGCUUCGGCCAGGAAAGUUAACAGCCUGAGACUGUAAAAGGGUUUGGGACCAGGAGCCCCCUGCUGGAUGCGGCGCCCUACAACAACUGACUGCUGGCCCACAGAGCCUCGCAAAAGUUUUCAUACCUCUUGAACCUUUUCACAUUUUUUCACAUCUCAACUCCAAGCUGUCAGGAAAUAAAUGAAAUAUAAAUAUUUAUUCACAUCCCUUUGUUCUGGUUCCCCAAAACAAAUCCCAGGUUUGUUCAGAAAUGAUCUAAUUAGCAAAGCCGGUCCACCUGUAUGAUGUUUGUUAUGAUCCUGUUUCUUUGAUGAGAAAACAGAACCAUGGUGACCUUGGAACACAGCAGGUUAAAAAACUAAAUGGCAAACUUUCCACAUCUCGCAAAGCUCUGUGACGCAGCCCACCAGGAGGAAACGGAAAAAAUCUGAACACAAAUCUACCAAGAAAAAAGUGUUUUUUGAAAGAAAGUCAUAAGAAGUUCUGCUUGCAGUUUGGUACAAGCCAUAAAGGCAUGGGCUGAGCCAGGGGGUGGUGAAAGGUGGCCAUGGUGACGCCUGCUGUUCCCUUUCAAAACAGCUGGUGGCAGUAGUGAAAUAUGCUUAUACAGCAAAAAUGUAUAAAUAUAGGCAUAUACUUAUUCACUUCGAGAACAUUUUUUACGUACUGAAGCUUGUGGUUGGUAGUGACAAAAGUGGAAUUAAUUGUUCAAGAGAUAACAUGUUUGCGAUGCGUUGUAAUCCUGUGAAACACACUGAGGUGGCCAGAGAAAAAGACUGCAGUGGACACCAGAGCAAAAUGUGAAGUGCUUGUAAAGACGAAGGGCUCAACCGACCUUUUGCUUUUUUUUUUUGCUGUUUGAAAUGACUUUGUUCUCUUUUUCUACUAUCUUAUGAUCUCCCUGUGUGUAUGUGUGUGUUUUGUUAGGAAACUUGCUGAGUGUAAGCUUCUGGUCACAACUGUCACAGAAAGAAGAGAGAAAACGAGCAGCAGGUUUUUGUUGCACAAGAUCGUGUGAGACCCCGAUAAUCAACUAUGAUUAAGCUGAGAUGGCCUUUGCAUUUUCUGCAUCAUAAUCUGAUUGGCUAUGGUCAGCUUUAAGUGUGUUUAGUUUUUCUUUAUUUUCCUCCUUUGUUUCCAUUUAUGCCAAAGUUUCUGAAAACAAAAAAAUCAGAAAAGAAGAAAAAAGCUGUUUGAGUAGUUGCUAUCAAUAAAACCAUUUAUUUAUUGACA